AUGCUCAUCACAGAUGUCUACUCGGCGGUGGAAAGAGGCAUCAUGUUGGGUAGCUUGAUGGAGGAUGGUUUAUCGUAUAAGGAGAAGUUCAUAGUCAGAUCCCACGAAGUGCAGUGUAACAAAACCGCUACGGUUCAAACCAUUGCCAAUCUUUUGCAGGUUGUGGCUAAAUGCGAAGCAACGUGGAAGCUUUUGGAAGACUUGGCUGCUUCCAAAUCCAUAGGCAGCGCGGCAGUGCUCGUCCCAAGGUUUUCAUCGUCGGUUACUCUUACCUUAGGCAUGACGUUUGUUCAAAGAUUCCGAGAAUGUCUGCAAGACGAUGUGGUGGAUUCACUCAUCACCUCAAAGAGUGACUCUGCAGCAUCAGGCACACAAAGCCACAACGAUAGCCAGUUCUUACAUCUCCUAAGGUUGUCUGGAGAUGGUCAGGAAAUCAACUGUGGGACAACCUUGAGGAGAAAGAAGCCCUCCAGAUAG
Messenger RNA from Eruca vesicaria subsp. sativa (arugula), 477 nucleotides. Lineage: Eukaryota; Viridiplantae; Streptophyta; Magnoliopsida; Brassicales; Brassicaceae. The record is from the annotation of a GenBank genome assembly.